AAGAAGAAACAUACUAUAUAAAAAAAUUUUGAUAACUUUUGUAAUUCCGAGGUUUACCUAUAUAAAUUCCCAUCAGUUUUGAUGGAGACGUGAGCGCAUACGAAGCCAUGUCGUCUGAAGAGCUGGAUAAGGAAUAUUCACCAAGUUAUUGGUCGAAGAGGUUUAAAACGGGCGAGGAGGUCCUGCAAAAUCACUUCAAAAUUGUUGAAGAAGAAACGCAACGAAAUCUAAAAAGAUACAAUUGCAAAAGGAAUAUUCGAUAUGGGGACCGAGAAAUGGAGCGAAUGGAUAUAUAUUUCAAUACCGAGCAAGGAAGUCCUAUUGUAGUCUACAUUCAUGGAGGAUAUUGGCAGGAGUUGACCAAAGAUCAAUCUGCAUACUGUGUUUCGCCACUCAUAGAAAAUGGGGGCCGGGUAAUUGUGCUCGACUAUGACUUGUGUCCUAAUGUGAAGCUAGAAGAAAUUGUACAGCAGAUUCGGAAGGCCAUAAAGUUCGUUUUCAAGUAUGCAGAAAACUCUAACGCUCAAAGCGUUUCAAUUGUUGGACACUCCGCUGGAGCGCAUCUCGCGGCAUCGGUAUUGCAAGAGGAAGAAAUCCAGGACAUUUCCAACCUAGACAGACCAGUCUCGGUCUUCCUUAUUUCUGGAGUUUAUGACUUGACUGACUUGCGAAAAACAACUGUCAACCGCAACAAUUUGCUGUCAUUGGAUGACACAAAUGUGAAGAAGUGUUCGCCCAUAUUUCAUGAUUACGGACAUCUAAAGUCACUAAAUAUUAGGUUUUAUCUUUAUGUGGCCGAAAAUGAUAGCCGCGUUUUCAUUAAACAAUCGGAAAACUUUCAUAAUCAUCUUCUAAGCAGCGGUCUGCAAACUGAAUUGCGGAUAGUUCCUGUUUGUGAUCAUUUCGAUAUUGUCGAAAACUUGAGACACAGUGAUUUUGAGAUAAUUCGGAAAAUCAUUGAACAGGCAGUGGUUAUUUGAUAUCGAUAUCUUUGCUUUCGAUAUAAAAGAAAUAACUCUUAAUAUCUUA
Hermetia illucens (black soldier fly) is the source of this 1029-nucleotide messenger RNA. RefSeq names its product kynurenine formamidase-like. Gene Ontology annotation, molecular function: arylformamidase activity. Lineage: Eukaryota; Metazoa; Arthropoda; Insecta; Diptera; Stratiomyidae. The transcript is spliced from 4 exons. Bases 108 to 980 code for a protein of 290 amino acids. The record is from RefSeq and is a predicted model, not a curated record.